Messenger RNA from Fusarium coffeatum, 1473 nucleotides. RefSeq lists its product as uncharacterized. The transcript has a single exon. Gene Ontology annotation, molecular function: protein binding. Lineage: Eukaryota; Fungi; Ascomycota; Sordariomycetes; Hypocreales; Nectriaceae. The coding region runs from base 1 to 1473 and encodes 490 amino acids. The record is from RefSeq and is a predicted model, not a curated record.
AUGAUGCAGAAAGCUUCAUUCCUCGACUUCCCUCAAGAGAUUCAGCUCCAAGUUGCGGAGUGCCUUCCACAAAAUCUCCUAGGAAGGCUUUCCACGACGUGUCGGUCGCUGAACAGUCUUGUAGAACCUCUGCUUUAUUCCACGAUCCAGAUAUCAUGGUAUCGAGUAUACCACGCACCCGUCCUGCAAUCCCUCGGUUUGAUUCGAACACUACUCGCAAGACCAGAGCUUUGCAACUACGUCCGAAGCCUGGAAUUCGUUGGUGAAGACCACAUUGACCGUGACGACCCUCCAUGGCCAGGUGAAACCCCGGAGCCACCCCGCGUUCCCGUGCCUCCUCUUGAUCGUCUUGCUACAACUAUUGAGGCGACGGGCGUUGAAGAGACUACUGCGGUCAGUUGGAUCAAUAACGUUCUGUACUGCGAUGCAUAUGCGUACUUGGACGUGCCGGAGAGCCGCGACCUGUACACUAUCCGUAAAGUCCACGAAAAAUGGGCUGAUGGUACUAUGGCUCUGCUUCUAUGUCUUCUUCCAAAUCUCGCCAAAUUCUCUGCAUCUAUAAAUUGGACUGAGGAUUCGCGGACAUUGGAGGCGAUAUUUUUAUUGUAUGUCUGUCCUACAACUGAAGAUCGGCCCUUUCCAGAUCUUCAGUCUUUGGAAGAUGUAUCAAUCGCAUCUACCAUCGAAACCGAUCCAAACCUCGAUCCAAAAAACACUGCAGAGGCACUUUCGGCAUUCUACCUACCCAAGCUCCGGAGUCUUUCAGUUUCAAUCGGCAACCCCAUCCAGUUCGCCUGGCCAGGACCUUCGUCUCCCGACCCUGCUUUCUUAACGUCGUUGGACAUCUACAGGCUACGAGAAUGUUACCUUGCUCCCAUCUUAUCUGUGGCAAAAGGCCUCAAGCGACUGCGGUAUGACUGGCAUCAUCGCCCCGAUCUUGACGAACAUGUCAACAUAGACACUGUUAUGCUUGACACCAUGGCAGAAGCAUUCUUGGAGGUCAGUGACACGCUUGAGGAAUUACAUGUCACAGCUUGGGUAGCACCUGCGAUGUCACAAGGCGAGUACGAGCCCCCAGAUAUCACGUUCCGAAAUACUUUGGCACAAAUUUCAAGAAUGAAAAAGCUCAAGACAUUGCACGUUCCAUGGUCAUUCCUCAUUGGGUGGAAUAUUCUUUCCAAAGCCAAGAACAUUGGCCAUACGUUUCCAACCACCCUUCAACACUUGAUCCUGACCCGUGAUCUCAUGGGGGCCCGGCGGCGAGAGAAUCCGGAUAAAGCAAUGGUUUCGGCCCUGGAACGGGAGUUUGAGAAUGGUGCCCCCUUGAACGCGAGAUCCUUAAAGGGUAUCUGUUUGCCUCAAUCGUUCUACUGGCGAGGGGGAUGGUCUAAGGAAUGUCGAGAGAGAUUGGAAGUACUUGGGUCUAGGUCUGGUCUAUCCUUGACCUUUGACACAAGUUUACGAGAGCUCUAG